Puccinia triticina is the source of this 1134-nucleotide messenger RNA. RefSeq lists its product as uncharacterized. NCBI's taxonomy places the organism in Eukaryota, Fungi, Basidiomycota, Pucciniomycetes, Pucciniales, Pucciniaceae. The transcript has 5 exons. The coding region runs from base 1 to 1134 and encodes 377 amino acids. The record is from RefSeq and is a predicted model, not a curated record.
AUGGGCUUAUUCGCAUUCGUCUCGUUUCUGGUCGUUACCUCAUUGGGCACGCUGUAUCCGAUCUAUCUUUCGUACAAGGCUAUCAAAAACAAUGACCUCCAAUCGCUCGAAAUCUUGCUCAUGUUUUGGGUCGUCAUGGGUACCAUUCACGCCAUCGAGUCUACCCUUGGAUGGUUUCUACACUGGAUCCCAUUCUUUUACCAAUUCAAGAGCUUACUUAUCCUAUGGCUUACCUUACCACAAAUUCAAGGAUCUACAUACGUUUAUGUCACCUAUGUUCACCCAUUCUUGCUGGAACACGAAGUCGAGAUUGAUACAUGGUUGGUUGAUAUGAAGCAGAGAUGCCGACAGGCGGGUACAACCUACUUUCACCAAUUUGUUAACCGGUUGAAAGCGCUCAUGCUCGCAGCGAUGCUGCCUUCAAACGAUCCCCAUCACCCAAGCAGAACACAACCAGAGAGUCAAGCUAAUAUUCAAGGCACUCAACUCGAUGCUGCUUCAGCCUACGCCUUCAAUCUUAUUCGACAAUUUGGACCUACCGCAUCUGCGAUCUUCCAUCCUAUGCAGAAUCAAAGCACAGAUCCCUCCUAUCUGCACCCCAACGUUCCCAAAUCUCUGCAAGGCCCGAGCUCUCGCACAGCGUCACAAAGCUCCCAACAAAGUGGGACCCUUCGAACCCGAGGGGGUGGAUACCAAAUCCCAGAAUACGACGAGGUUCCCGGCGGAUCUCUCUCUCGAAAGUCGCACGAAACUCUGAAUGCGCCCUCAAUCCAUUCGUCGCUCUCUCGUGAACGCAGCUCAGAUUCUCUCCGGACGACCGGCCAAGCCAAGCCCACCAAGGCCAGUCUAUUCUCCUUCCGGAACACCAACAUGACAUCCAGUGGCUACGACGAGAUCGGCAGGGACGAGGCUUCAGGUAGCGAGAACGAAUGGCUGAUAAGGAAGUCAUCCCCCGUCGGCUCCACGUCCUCCUCUCUCCUCACUUCUCGCGGUAGAUUGAGCGAAGGCAAUCAGAUCCAGCCGCCUCAAUCCCUCGAUCAAUCCGGCAAAAGGAGUCUUAGUGGUAACUCCAAGUGGUUCAAUUGGAGUAGUAAAACUACCACCGAUGUUGAUGAGCAGAGGAAAGCCAAUUAA